Molecule: messenger RNA, 1131 nt
Organism: Xenopus laevis (African clawed frog)
Lineage: Eukaryota; Metazoa; Chordata; Amphibia; Anura; Pipidae
Gene: wnt6.S
Product: Wnt family member 6 S homeolog
Exons: 4
Coding region: 67-1131 (354 amino acids)
Biological process (GO): Wnt signaling pathway; canonical Wnt signaling pathway; cell fate commitment
Cellular component (GO): extracellular region
Molecular function (GO): signaling receptor binding; cytokine activity; frizzled binding
Source: RefSeq, marked provisional
UGGCUACUUCUCUUGAUUGCGCUGAAGACCAAGUUGGACCCUUUACUUAACUGCCCAGAACCCAUCAUGUUGCCCCUGUCCAGAUCUCAGCUCGGGCUCUUUUUCAUCUUGCUGUGUCCUGCCAACAUCAUAGGGCUUUGGUGGGCAGUUGGCAGCCCCUUGGUGAUGGACCCCAACAGCAUCUGUAGGAAAACCAAGCGUCUGGCUGGCAAGCAGAAUGAGCUGUGCCAGAGCGAGCCAGAAAUCGUAAAUGAGGUGGCCAAGGGUGCCAAACUGGGAGUACGUGAAUGCCAGUACCAGUUCAGGUCCAGGCGGUGGAACUGCACCAGUCAUAACAAGUACUUCGGGAAGAUCCUCCAGCAAGAUAUACGCGAGACAGCAUUUGUGUAUGCAAUUACGGCAGCUGGAGUGAUCCAUGCGGUGACGCAGGCCUGUAGCAUGGGGGAGCUGCUGCAGUGUGGCUGUGAGGUUACACGUAACUGGGGGCCUCCUUCUCCCCUUGCCAUUGGUCCGGGAGCAGAUGGUUCUGCCUGGGAAUGGGGAGGCUGCGGAGAUGAUGUGGAAUUUGGAUAUGAGAAGUCUCGACAGUUUAUGGAUGCCAAGAGAAAAAAAGGAAAGAGUGAUAUACGGACGUUAAUUGAUCUCCAUAACAACGAAGCUGGAAGGCUGGCUGUGAAGAACUACAUGAGAACGGAAUGCAAGUGCCAUGGUCUCUCGGGUUCCUGCACGCUACGCACCUGCUGGAAGAAGAUGCCUCAUUUCCGAGAAGUGGGUGACAGACUGCUGGAGAGAUUUAACGGAGCAUUUAAAGUCAUGGGGGGCAAUGAUGGCAAGACCAUUAUCCCUGUGGGACACAAUAUUAAACCUCCAGACAAACAAGAUCUCAUCUAUUCUGCAGAAUCCCCAGAUUUUUGCCAGGCCAACAGAAAAACAGGCUCGCCGGGAACGCGGGGACGUGUGUGUAACAGCACUGCUCUGGACGUAGGGGGGUGUGACCUCUUGUGCUGUGGAAGGGGACAGAGGGAGGAGACUGUUGUGGUGGAGGAAAAUUGCCUUUGUCGCUUCCACUGGUGUUGUGUGGUCCAAUGCAAAAAGUGCAAUGUCAAAAAAGAACUGAGUGUGUGUCUAUGA